AUGGGGAAUGAAGGUCGUCAAAAUGUGAAAUGGGUUGAGGGUGUCCGUGGACUUGCAUCAUUCUUCGUUGUCGUUACACAUCUCUGUCGAGCUUGGGAGUAUACGCUAUGGUUUCCACGGGACAACGAACACGCAAGUGCCAAAAUCCUGCAAUUACCUUUUCUCCGCCUUCCAUGGCAAGGUCGCAUCGGAGUCACCAUGUUUGCAUUCCUCACCGGCUACGUCUGUGCUUUGAAGCCACUUCGACAGGCCAGAUCCGGAUAUCCAUCAGCUGCCUUGACAACAGUUGCCAAAUCUGCAUUUCGACGUCCACCUCGGCUAAUUCUCCCUGCUACGUUCGCAAUGGCCAUUGCUUGGAUGGUUGCUCAGUUUGGUGGCUUUAAAGUGUCGAAUCGGUGCGACUCUGGUUGGCUAAGGUUCUCCAGCCCGGAGGUCGGGAGUCUUAGGGAGGAGAUCCCUAGAUUUUUUCACAACUUCCAGAGCGUGUGGAUCAACGGUCGUAUGGAGUAUGAUGAUCAUCAAUGGGCGCUGCUUCCACUAUUGAAGGGCGCCUUCAUGGUGUAUGUAACACUGUGCGCUACCAUCUUCAUGAAGUUUCGAUUCCGCAUGCUCUCAUAUAUAACCCUCUACGGGUGGUACUGGCUAGAUAAUACCCAAGAGACCGAAACCUUUCACUGCCAGAUGUUCUUUGGAAUGAUCCUGUGUGACCUCGGCUCGCACCCACCCUUCCGGCAAUUCCUAGAAAGAUGGCUGAAAACUCGUAGAGUCAUGCAAGUAGGGCUCGUUACCGUAGGUGUAUAUGUGGCAGGCUACCCCGGAGAGCACCCAGAGUGGUCCACGUGGUCCCGACAACUCCUUGAUGUCGGGAAUACCUUGUUUCCACCAAACAUAAACACGGGUAAGAGGUGGUCCGCAGUUGGAUGGCAGAUGUGCGCAACAGCGAUAUGGCUCUCUCCGACACUCCAAGGGAUCUUCUCAAACCGGCUCUUCCUGUGGAUUGGCAAAAAUAGCUUUGCUGUAUAUCUUAUUCAUGGUACUCUACUCCGCGUUGUGCUAGCACGAAUGGUAUACGGUUGGUCGGGGGAGCCUUGGGUGGUCGAUAAAAACGAGGAAGGUGAACCCGUCUAUCACUGGCUUCCUAGAGCCGGCCCACUUGUCUUCAUGGUAUCCCUACCUCUUUGGUUUACUAUCGUCUACUCGUGCGCUCACCUCUGGACAACUUUCGUCGAUGGAUUCUGUGCUAAGCUGACCGCUUUUCUGGAGCGAUAUAUGUUUGAAUCUGAAGACAAAAAAAACGGCUCGGCGUUUGUAUAA
Molecule: messenger RNA, 1314 nt
Organism: Lindgomyces ingoldianus
Lineage: Eukaryota; Fungi; Ascomycota; Dothideomycetes; Pleosporales; Lindgomycetaceae
Exons: 3
Coding region: 1-1314 (437 amino acids)
Biological process (GO): polysaccharide biosynthetic process
Cellular component (GO): membrane
Molecular function (GO): acyltransferase activity, transferring groups other than amino-acyl groups
Source: RefSeq, a predicted model, not a curated record